Messenger RNA from Radiomyces spectabilis, 1198 nucleotides. RefSeq names its product carbonyl reductase family member 4. Lineage: Eukaryota; Fungi; Mucoromycota; Mucoromycetes; Mucorales; Radiomycetaceae. The coding region runs from base 192 to 932 and encodes 246 amino acids. The record is from RefSeq and is a predicted model, not a curated record. The transcript has 6 exons. Gene Ontology annotation, molecular function: oxidoreductase activity, acting on the CH-OH group of donors, NAD or NADP as acceptor.
GCCUCCAUUGUAACCUGUAUCGGUUAUCCUAUUUGUUACUGGCACAUCUUCAAAUGGUUCACGCCAAUCGUGUUAAUUGCUUCCUGUGUGUGGCUCUUCACUGUGUUGCAGAUAUUGACUGCUUUUGUUUAACAUGGUUUAUUUUGUAUCUCCUCCUGGUUUUGUUACUUUUGUAUUUUUUGUCCCUUUGAAUGAGUUUGGCACAAAAGACGGCGAUCAUUACGGGAGCCACCCGUGGCAUUGGGUUUGCCAUUGCCGAUGCUUUUGCCAAGCAAGGCGCACAGACCAUUUUAAUCGGUCGUAAUCCGGAACACGUUCGAAAAGCAGAACAGCAUUUCAUUGAGCAUUAUGGCAACCAUCACCGAGGCGUCGUUCUGGAUGUGGGCAACAUGACACAAGUGGAUAGCGUGCUAAAGACCCUUACAAAAGAUGAAUCCAUCUCUUGUCUGGUCAACGCCGCAGGUAUUUCGCGUGAUGGAUUACUGUUACAGAUGAGAUUGGAGGAUCUUCAUGAUACGAUCAAUACCAAUCUUUUGGGAACUAUGCGUAUCACCCAGCAUGUCGCCAAAUCCAUGCUUCGUAAACGAAAAGGUGGCUGUAUCAUCAAUAUUGCCAGUGUCAUUGGUAUUCACGGCAACGUAGGACAGACAGUCUACAGUGCAUCCAAAGCGGGCCUCAUUGGUUUCACAAAGUCAUUAGCGAAAGAACUAGGCCCUUCUCAAAUUCGAGUGAAUGCCAUUGCUCCCGGUUUUAUUGAAACAGAUAUGACCGCGCAUCUGCUAAACUCUGACAAGCACGACACGCUUUUGCAAUCCAUCCCUUUACGGAGGUUUGGUCAAGUUGACGACGUGGCAGAGGCGGCUCUGUUUGUGGCGAAAUCUCAGUAUCUUCACGGUCACGUACUGAAUAUAGACGGUGGUUUGAUUGUUUAAUCAAUGUUUAUCAUAAUUUUCAUUGGUAUAGUCGCUUGAGGAAAAGACGAUGCAUGUGGUGUUUGUGUGUGUAUGUGUGCGUGUGUGUUUUGAGUAUUUUGAGGUCUGCGUCAUUCUGGACGAAAAGAGAAAGCAUGUAUCCGCCGUAAUUUUCAGUGUGAAACGAGAAAAGAAGUGUGUGUGCGCGUAGUGGGUUGUGUCGAUUUUUGAGUCGAGCAUAAAGAAUAUACGAAAAGGCCUUAUUUUUCCACAAAUUGGUGCAGACA